Trichoderma harzianum CBS 226.95 is the source of this 2949-nucleotide messenger RNA. RefSeq lists its product as hypothetical. Gene Ontology annotation, molecular function: transmembrane transporter activity; DNA-binding transcription factor activity, RNA polymerase II-specific; zinc ion binding. The coding region runs from base 172 to 2754 and encodes 860 amino acids. The record is from RefSeq and is a predicted model, not a curated record. The transcript has 6 exons. Gene Ontology annotation, biological process: transmembrane transport; regulation of DNA-templated transcription. Lineage: Eukaryota; Fungi; Ascomycota; Sordariomycetes; Hypocreales; Hypocreaceae.
UUCCGCCCUCAACCUUUCUUCUCUACUGCUUCUCUGCUGCUUCUCUCUCUGUUCCACACAUUCUUCCAUUUCCAUUCUUCGCCCUUGAUUAAUAAUCAUCACGAAUCAUCAACAUUACCUAAUGCCUCCAUCUCUGCCGUGCCUUUGUUAGUUGGUUCAAAGAGGCAAUCAAUGCUCUUGUCGGCCAAAGUCAUGAAAACUGCACGAUACGCCACCUCUCGACAAAAGGCCUGCCAACAAUGCUCAGUCGCCAAGGCACGAUGUGACCGCAAGGAGAGAUGCUGCUCGAGAUGUGCUCAGCGCGGCCUUGCCUGUCUUUAUCCGCAUUCCACUUCCACCUCUGCUCCCUCCCCAGCCUCGGUCCCGGAGUUUUUCGACUUUUCCAACCUCGAUCUCAUCUGCCCCAUCGCCCCGGAGGAAAUCAGCAACCGAUGGCUCAACGCGUACAUCCCGAUUCCUGGCCAGAGUGUCAAAAACUACCCGCCCACUGUGGCGGCCUUUAUCUACCGGCUGCUAAAGUCGUACACCGGCAUGGCCGUGCAUGGCCGCGGGUUUCCGCCGUUUGUGCACACAGCCCAGCUCACGGCCCAGGGGCCCAACCCGCAGCUGUCGUCUUGUCUGAGCAUUAUCCGGAUAUGUGACAAGCCACUGCCGGGCAGCGAGAAUGUCACUGCCGAGAUAAUGCAGAGGGAGAUGAACAAUCUCUUUGAACAGCGUGAUACGUAUGACCAUCUGGCGCUGCUUAGUGCAUUCCAGGCCUACCUCAUGUACACCAUGGUCCUCUUCUUCAGGCUUAGUCAAGGCCUCAGCCCUUUUCUGCGCCAAGCAAUGAUGAAUUUACAAGAGUUGGCGUGCGUCACAGCUCGGCAGGGGCUCAUGUGCGUGGCAGAGCAGCAGCGCACGCGCCCCAAGUGGGAAAGCUGGAUCAUUGCCGAAGCUUCACGGCGAACACUCUUCACCAUGUACCUCUUUGACAGUGUCCUCUCGUCUGAAGACGGAUUGCCGACGUUUCUCGGGAUAGAGCUGGAAGGGUUGCCGGCAGUAUCGAGCAAAACUCUGUGGUUCGCUCAGACACGACGCGACUGGGAAAAGGGGUACAACAUAUAUCUUACCGCAUGGGACGAGGGCAUGCUCCGCAUCAAUGAACUGUGGCCGAUCCCUGAAAGCCUAGAGGAAUCGGUGGUUGCAAGGAGGCGCCAGAGAGUUGACAGUUGGCUGGAGGAUCUAGACGAAUUUGGCACCAUGCUCUACGCAGUCACAAGCUGCACGCAUGGAGGGGCUGAUGUUGAAAAUGCUUCACCCACGAUAACGCCUCCCUCGACUCCAGAGGCAAACGAGCCUUACAGCAUAUUCGACAGUCGACAAAGAGCUUUCAUCGUGAUAAUAGUCUCCACAGCAGCAACAUUUUCUGGAUUCGCGUCCAACAUUUACUUCCCGGCCCUCCCAACUAUCGCAAAGGACCUCAAUGUCUCUGUCGAACUCGUCAACCUCACAGUUACUUCAUACCUCAUCUUCCAGGGAAUUGCUCCCAGUCUGUGGGGUCCCGUGUCUGAUGUCAAAGGACGCCGAGUCGCAUACUGCUGUACCUUUCUCGUCUUCGUCGGUGCAUGUAUCGGCCUUGCUGAGACCAAGAACUAUGCCACUUUGAUUGUCCUUCGAUGUCUCCAGAGCACAGGAAGUGCGAGCACAAUUGCCAUUGGCUCUGGUGUCAUUGGAGAUAUCACCACUCGAGCCAACCGCGGAAGUCUCAUGGGAAUCUUUCAAGCCGGUCUGCUCGUUCCCGUUGCCAUUGGUCCAGUCAUUGGAGGUGCUAUUGCCGGAUCAUUGGGGUGGAAGGCCAUAUUUUGGUUUUUGACAGCAUAUGGCGGCGGUUUCCUGUUAUUCCUCAUUGUCUUUCUGCCGGAAACUCUUCGAUCCAUUGUCGCAAACGGCAGCCGAACUCCAUCAUCGCUCAUUGGAAAAUACCCUCUUACCGUAUACCAAAGACUCUCAAAGAUUGAAUGGAAUCGGGAGGCAUCGACUGCAGCGCCAGAUGCGAAGAAACGCAUCGAUAUUUUCGGUCCGUUCCGAAUUCUCAUCAGCAAGCACGCAACUCCCAUCAUUGUCUUCCUGUCGAUAUACUAUGCUGUCUGGCAGAUGAGCAUUACUGCCAUGUCGACUCUCUUUGAGCAAAAGUACAACUUGAAGGAGACGCAAAUCGGUCUGACAUUCAUUGCCAACGGAGUGGGCUCCAUGGUAGGAACCCUUAUCACGGGCAAAAUCCUCGACAAGGACUACAAAAAGGUCAAGGCCGCCUAUGACGCUCAAGUAGCUCAGACGGAUCUUGAAAAUGAGGAUUUCCCUAUUGAAAAGGCUCGCCUGCGUCUAAUCCCCGUCUUUUCCAUCAUCCAAUGCCUGUCGAUCCUUUUGUUCGGCUGGACAAUCAAUUAUCCUCAUCGCGUCCCCAUUGCUAUUCCCAUUAUAUCUACAUUCAUCACUGGCUGGACUGCCGUCUCGACGCAAUCCACCAUCAUGACAUACCUCGUCGACAUCUUUUCGGACCGCAGCGCCGCGGCCAGCGCCAGUUUGAACCUCGCGAGAUGUCUCUUUGCUGCCGGCGGCACCAGUCUUGUGAUGCCAAUGGUGAAUGGCAUUGGCGUCGGAUUGGCGUUUACUAUUUGCGCCAUUGUGCAGUUCGUUGCGCUUUUAGGACCGGCCAUUCAAUGGAGAUUUGCUGCUGGUUGGCGGAAGCAGGCCCGGAUGCAGAAGAAGUAAGCAUCCGCUUGUGUGAAGAGCUGGAGUAACUGCCACUGCAGCUCUGCACAUAACAUUAAAAGCAUCGUGUGGAUUGUAAAAGUGUAUUAUAGACAAUUAGGCGCUUCGACCUCGAGGGAAGCCUGAUAGCACUAGCAUAUUAUAUAGAAUGCGCAUUAGAUUGAGAACCAUAAUAAUAAUACUGAUAGAGUACGG